AAGUCAGGUGACCUAUUAUAUCACAUGAUAAAAAUAUGUCAGAAGCACUUAUGUUUGGCUAUUUUGCGUAUGGACAUGAAUAAACAAGAGUGAAUAUACUAUUUGAGAAUUACGUUUAAUUAACGUUCAUUGUGCGUUAUUAGAAAUAGAGCUCUGAAAAUUCUGACAUAAUGGAUAGUGAAUUUCUCCUCGACCAAAAACCUCAAAGUGAAAGUAGACUAGAUCCACAUGUAAGAAGUUAUGAGACAAAAAGAUAUUCUUUCAUUAAAACUAUCGGCACUAUAUGCGUGGCAGCGAUUUUAGGAGCAUUUGGAAUAUAUAUUUCUAUGAACUUGGAUGAACUGAAUGAACACAAUUUAGAAGCAAAUGGAACAAAAACAAGCAUAAAACCGCAGAAGAUACCAUUUACAGAUUCACCUUUUUGUUCAGAUAUACCCCAUUCUAGCAGAUAUGACUGCUGGCCUCAGUCUGAUGGGGUCACACAACAAAAGUGUGAAAAUAGGGGAUGCUGUUGGAGACCCUUUUCUGGAAACUCUCACCGGCUUGGUGGUGUUCCAUUUUGUUUCUUUCCAAGUGGUUACGAAGGUUACCAAGUGACAAGUUUACAGAAGUCAGAUACAGGAAUGAAGGUGAAGUUACAGCUGUCCCAACCAACAGUCUGGCCUGGCGAUGUACAGCAAGUUGCCCUAGAUGUUAUAUAUGAUACUCCUACAAGGCUUCAUUUUAAGAUCUAUGACCCAAAUAAUGCUAGAUAUGAGGUACCGAUCAAAUUGUCAAGGGCAAUCAAUCCUGUGACAGCAGUAAAAACAAAUUAUAACUUAUAUAUCCCAUCACAUGGACCUUUUUAUAUAACUGUUACAAGAAAAUCUUCUGGACAUGUAUUGUUUAGUUCACAGAAUGUUUCGCCAUUGGUAUUUGCUGACCAGUUUAUUCAGCUUGGUACUCAGCUUAGCACAAAGUAUCUUUAUGGGCUUGGAGAGCACAGGGCAGCAUUCCUUGUAAGCACUAACUGGACAAAAAGGGCUUUCUGGAGCAGGGAUCAGCCACCAUCUCCGGAUAGCAAUUUGUAUGGUGUUCACCCAUUCUAUCUAAAUAUUGAGAGAGAUAACAAUGCACAUGGAGUGUUCCUUCUAAACAGUAAUGCUAUGGAGGUUGAGGUACAACCAGCCCCAUCCCUGACAUACAGGACUACAGGGGGUGUACUAGAUUUCUAUGUGUUCACAGGACCAACCCCUGAUAAUGUGGUGCAACAGUACACAGAACUUAUUGGUCGACCCUUUAUGCCACCAUACUGGGCACUUGGCUUCCAUUUGUGCCGCUGGGGCUAUAAUGGAAUUGAUGGCAUGAAAGCUGUCAUCAACAGAAUGAGGGAUGCUAAAAUGCCCUAUGACACUCAAUGGAAUGAUAUAGAUUAUAUGUAUAAACAUCUAGACUGGACAUAUGAUACUUCCAAGUAUAAUGGACUUCCCGAUGUAGUAGCAGAUCUUCAUCAACAUGGACAACAUUACAUUAUGAUUAUAGAUCCAGGAAUUAGCAAUGCACAGUCAACAGGGACAUACCCACCAUAUGAUAAUGGUCUCAUGAUGAAUGUAUUCAUUAAAAAACCAGAUGGUUCUGGACCUAUCAUAGGAAAAGUAUGGCCUGGUUAUACAGCAUUUCCAGAUUUCUUCCACCCAAAUGCUACAAUUUACUGGACACAACAAGCUAAAUCAUAUCAUGAUGCUGUACCAUUUGAUGGUAUCUGGAUUGAUAUGAAUGAACCCUCAAAUUUUGUUGAUGGGUCUUUACAUGGUUGCCCUGAGAACACUUUGGAAAACCCACCUUUUGUGCCUCCAGUUUUGCUUGGGAGACAUUUAAAGUCGAAGACACUGUGUGCAUCAGCCAAACAAUACAUCUCAUCACAUUAUAAUCUACACAGUUUGUAUGGACACAGUGAAGCCAUAGCAACAAAAAGUGCCUUGGACAGUAUAAAGGGAAACAAGAGGAGUAUUGUGAUAUCCAGGUCAACCUACCCUAGCACUGGGGUUCACUCUGGUCACUGGCUAGGUGAUAACAAUGCUCAGUGGAUUGAUACAUAUUACUCUAUACCAGGUAUUUUGAACUUCAAUUUGUUUGGAAUUCCUCUGGUUGGGGCAGACAUUUGUGGGUUUAAUGGUAACACUACCACAGAACUGUGUACUCGAUGGAUGCAGCUUGGAGCAUUCUACCCAUUCAUGCGUAACCAUAAUACCAUUUAUAAUAUGGAUCAAGAUCCAGCCUCAUUUGACCAAGGUACACAGAAGAUAAUGAAAGAUGCCCUUAACCUGAGAUAUACUUUACUGCCAUACCUGUAUACAUUGUUCUAUAGAAGCCAUGUUGAUGGAAGUCCUGUUAUUAGACCUUUAUUCUUCCAGUAUCCAGUGAGCAAUAACAAUGUAACAUACGAGACAGAUGUACAGUUCAUGUGGGGAUCUGCUCUGCUUAUAACACCUACCACUUCACAGAAUACUUAUAAAGGUCGAGGCUACCUACCAAAAGAUCGUUGGUUUGACUGGUUUAAUCAUUCAUUUAUUGACUCACCAGGUCAUUAUAUAAUGUUUGACCUUCCAAUGGAACACAUUAACCUUCAAUUGCGUGGAGGGUCCAUUAUUCCUCUACAAAAGCCAAAUGUCACUACUACUAUGGCGAGAAAGAACAAGUUUAUUGUGUAUGCAGCUCUGGAUGCCAGUGGUACAGCUAAUGGUGAGAUGUACUGGGACGAUGGAGAAUCUAGGGAUUCAAUCAGUUCUGGAAGCUAUAACUUAGUCACCUUCAAAUUAUCCAAGGUAAUUAUAUGAUUAUUUGAGCUUUACCAAGAUCAUAUAUCAUGGGAAAAAUCUUCUUGAAAUCUAAAAUUCUUAAAACCUUAACAUGCUGGAACUGAAAUUGAU
Ruditapes philippinarum (Manila clam) is the source of this 2909-nucleotide messenger RNA. Its product is annotated as lysosomal alpha-glucosidase-like. The transcript has 19 exons. The coding region runs from base 171 to 2816 and encodes 881 amino acids. Gene Ontology annotation, biological process: carbohydrate metabolic process. Gene Ontology annotation, molecular function: carbohydrate binding; alpha-1,4-glucosidase activity. The record is from RefSeq and is a predicted model, not a curated record. Lineage: Eukaryota; Metazoa; Mollusca; Bivalvia; Venerida; Veneridae.